Molecule: messenger RNA, 1902 nt
Organism: Nymphaea colorata (pocket water lily)
Lineage: Eukaryota; Viridiplantae; Streptophyta; Magnoliopsida; Nymphaeales; Nymphaeaceae
Product: GDSL esterase/lipase At1g71250-like
Exons: 4
Coding region: 415-1110 (231 amino acids)
Molecular function (GO): hydrolase activity, acting on ester bonds
Source: RefSeq, a predicted model, not a curated record
ACAGCGAGGAAUCGCCGGACUUGGUAAGACACUUGGCUCGCAACAUUGAGUUCCUCACAGUAAAGGGAGAUUUACUGGAUGGAUCUUUUCCUUCACCAAAGAGGUACCUGCUGCAGUGAGGAGAUCGUACAGUCUCUCAUUUCUGUAGAAAGGUAAGUGGCCUUCCUCCACCCACAUGCACAUCAUAUUCGCUUCGUGGAAACAGAGGCUUCUUGUCAGCGGAGAUGGCGAGAACAAUCCUCUCCUUCUUCUUCUUCUUCCUCUGCCUCGUUGCCCUCCUCCAUCCUUCGUACUCUGGAGCUGUUACCCUAGAAAAGCGGAACGUGCCGGCCAUGUUUGUGUUUGGAGACUCCAUUGUUGACGGUGGAAACAACGUCUUUGUGGAUCCCAACUGCACCACCGAUACCCUGCCGUAUGGAUAUGACUUCCCCACUGGUCCUACCGGAAGGUUCACCAACGGGAGGAACCCCGAGCCAGCACUUGAGGUUUCCUCGUUUCCUUCCUGCUUUCAAGGACCCCAAGACCACAGGCGGGAUGAUACUCUUUGGAGUUAACUACGCUUCCGGUGGCUCAGGCAUUCUUGAUUAUCAAGGUUCCUUGUUUAUCUCACUGAACCAGCAAAUCAAGUACUUCCAAAAUAAAACGAUCUGUGCGUUGAGGACUCAGUUUAACAACACACAGAAGCUCUCUAUCUAUCUGGCAAAAAGCAUAUUCGUCUUCAACUCUGGAGGCAACGACAUCGAACAAGAGUGUAGCGGACCUGCUCCAAAGGAAAAGUGCGCUUCCGACGAAUUCCUUGAGAGUCUCUUGGCGAAUUUCACUCACCAACUCAAGAUCGUGUACAAUUUGGGAGCUCGAAAGUUCGUACUUUUCGGAGUUCAAGCAAAUGGUUGCAACCCUCAACAUAAGGCGACGUUACAGCCCACAGAAAAAUGCAAGGAGGAUAUAAACAACGCUUCAAAAACGUUUAACUCUCUCCUGAGAUCUUCCAUAGACAAGAUGAAUAAAAGUCUACCUGGUUCCAAUUUCGUCUUCGUCAAUACCUAUGGAAUUGUGAGAAACGUAUUUGACAAUCCACAAUCUUAUGAUUUCCACAGAAAAAGCCGGUAGAUCUGUCUAGAAACGUUAAUUAGCAAAAGAUCCACUUGGUGCGGGUGCUGGGCUUGUUGGUCGAUUUUGUGCUAGUCACUAGUGAGGUGAGUGGUGCUGUCACCAUGGAUGUGAGGGUCCCCAUUCAACAGUAGGAAUCAUUAUUACUUUCAUAUUUAAGUUAAAUGAAAGUUACGAUCUUGAUGGAAAUUCACCAAGUUUUCCGAAGGAGAUGAUGAAUCUUUACUUUGCUAUGCUAGAUUUAUUAAAAUCACAGGGAAGCAGGACAUCGAUUCUUGAUAAAACCCAUUGACGAUCAGAAAACUUUUACCCUACUGUGUUAUUGAUCAAUAUGAAAUUUCUGGGUUCCCAUCGUUAAUGAAAUAUUUGACACUGGCAUGUGGGUACUGAAAUGUUGGUUCUACUGGGUGAUAAUGUAUCAGGAUUCAAGGUGGUGAACCAGAGUUGUUGCACCAUGUCCCCUGGAAUGCGAGGUGGAGCAUGCGAACAAUACAGCACGCCUUGCAUGGAUAGGAAGACAUACAUGUAUUACGAUGGGGCGCACUUCACAGAGGCUCUAUACAAGCUUUUAGUGAAGAAGGCGUACAACUCGACGCUGCCGACGGAAGUAUAUCCUUUCAAUGUUGCACACCUUGCUGGACUGACUUGAGAUCCAAACUGUUUGGAGCCAGCUUGAGCUAGGUGAAGAAGGAAAAGGUAAUGAGAGAGUUGACCCUUAAUGUAAUAAAUGAGUUGUUUGGUUGUACUUGCAUUUAGACUGGAUCUGAUCAAUAAUAUUUAUAUUUGCGGACA